Molecule: messenger RNA, 864 nt
Organism: Boeremia exigua
Lineage: Eukaryota; Fungi; Ascomycota; Dothideomycetes; Pleosporales; Didymellaceae
Product: ras family-domain-containing protein
Exons: 3
Coding region: 101-742 (213 amino acids)
Biological process (GO): signal transduction
Cellular component (GO): plasma membrane
Molecular function (GO): GTPase activity; GDP binding; GTP binding
Source: RefSeq, a predicted model, not a curated record
CUUAUCAGCCUGCGCGUGCCUUUGCCUCCCUUGGUGCUAGGGCCAGCUUCCCGCCUCCUCUUUACCCUCCCGUCCUCAACAUCAACACCAGACCAGCGCGAUGGCCUCCAAGUUCCUGCGAGAAUACAAGCUCGUCGUGGUCGGCGGCGGCGGCGUCGGAAAGUCGUGUUUGACCAUACAGCUUAUCCAGAGCCACUUCGUUGACGAGUACGAUCCGACGAUUGAGGAUUCGUACCGCAAGCAGUGCGUCAUCGACGAUGAGGUUGCUCUCCUCGAUGUUCUCGACACAGCGGGCCAGGAGGAGUAUUCUGCGAUGCGCGAGCAGUACAUGAGGACAGGCGAAGGUUUCCUGCUCGUCUACUCCAUAACCGACAGGCAGAGCUUCGAGGAAAUCAUGACAUUCCAGCAGCAAAUCCUGCGUGUGAAGGACAAGGACUACUUUCCCAUGAUCGUUGUCGGAAACAAGUGCGAUCUAGACGGCGAGAGGCAGGUGUCGACACAAGAGGGCCAGAACUUGGCACGACAGUUUGGCUGCAAGUUCAUCGAGACCUCGGCGAAAUCACGCAUCAACGUUGACAAUGCAUUCUACGAUAUCGUACGAGAGAUCCGCAGAUACAACAAGGAGAUGUCCUCAUACACAGGCGCACCGUCUGGCGCGCAGAAUCAGAACGGCAUUGCCAAGAUGGGUGUCGACGAUGACACGGAGAAGAAGGGGGGCUGCUGCGGUUGCACAGUAAUGUAAAGAGCUGGGGAUGAUGUUGUUGUUGUUGCGCACGAUACGAAGACAGUCGAAAGAUACCUGCCCACCGUCGGCACCACCACCAUGCCCUAAAGUCGGUGCCGUCAAGGCUUCGAGAGGGGACA